This is a messenger RNA of Sphaerulina musiva SO2202, 1966 nucleotides long. RefSeq lists its product as uncharacterized. The transcript is spliced from 2 exons. Bases 136 to 1824 code for a protein of 562 amino acids. NCBI's taxonomy places the organism in Eukaryota, Fungi, Ascomycota, Dothideomycetes, Mycosphaerellales, Mycosphaerellaceae. The record is from RefSeq and is a predicted model, not a curated record.
ACCUUGCUACACGGUCCAAGCACCGACCAUGCUGUCAUUGUCUAUAUACCACUCGCGUCUCGCCCCAUUCUGCCUUGUUGGUUCAUCAUCCUCCCUUCGUCUCAUUCCCUUUGAGAGAGCAAUCGGUUGAUCAACAUGUUGCGCUCACUCAUUACUCUGGCUGGCGUUGCCGCUGCCAUUCCGGCUCCCCAAGUCAGCCAAUUGCCUGAUGGACAAGUGCAAGCUCCAGCAUACGGAGCGGCAAGCAGUGCGACUGCUAUUGCACAGACAACAGCAGCAGCAGUAUCCACGGCACCCACUCCUGCUGCAUACAGUGGCAGUACCCGUGGCAGUGACAGUGGCAGUGGCAGUGGCGAUGGCAAUGGCAAUGCCGCCGAUCAAUCGGGCAAUGUUGACGGCUACAUCAAUGCCGAUGCCCCAUACGCGAGCGAGCAGCCCACUCCGCUCACCGUCGUCCCCAGCGUGUUUGGACCAGACUCGCAGAUUCCUGCUGUGGCCACCUCUGUCACCGGUCCACUGAACGGUGCUCCUCAGAGAUCCCGCUAUGUGACUGGUACAACCACUCACGGACCAUUCGAGGGUACCGCCACUGUCACCGGCGCUGUUUCCAACAGUGUCCUCGCAUCGAGCGUCGGCACUUUGCCACCGAACCCAACAGCCACCUACUACAACACGAAUGGCUUGCUGCAGAACCCUCAGCCAGCACCCUACACUCCCGCAGGUGGUCUCGGCACCAAUGGCUCUCUUCCACGCUACAUGGUGGAGAGCGACUUCGAUUACGAGUCCAUCACUCUGGGCCUCUACCAGGAGUGGAUCGAGCUGGAUACCUUCAACAACGCCGUGGCAACCUUCUCCGAGGAGGACUUCGCUGCUGCUGGUCUCGGACCAGAGGACAUCUCCUUGAUCCAGUUCAUGGCACAGCAAGAGCAAGGACACGCCACACUCUUGAGCAACAUGCUGGGUGAGACCGCUCCCCCACAAUGCACCUACAAUUACCCAUACACCAACGUGCGUGAGUUCGUCGACUUCAACCAGCAAUUGACCCGCUGGGGAGAGAGUGGUGUCUGGGGUUUCAUCAACCACCUCGACUCUCGUGAGGUCGGACAGCUGCUCGCUCAGUCCAUCGCCACCGAGGCUCGUCAGGAGAUGAUUUUCCGCCAGAUGAGUGGUCUGCACCCCAUGCCGGUCUGGUUCGAGACUGGUAUCCCACAAUCUUGGGCCUGGACCUUCCUCGCACAGUACAUCUCCAGCUGUCCCGAGGGAACCACCCGUCUCGCAUGGCAAAACUUCCCCAACCUGCACGUCGUCAACCAGGCCAACAUCAACCGCUUCUCACCCAACGACACCGCCGACUACGAGCGCGUGGACAACCGCACCUCCAGCCCUGCGACCAUUCCCGCACAAAAGGACUCCUGCAUUAACGUCAACGCCACCGAACACCCAGGCUACGGCUGCGGUCCUGCUAUCACCCACAACCGUUCCGAGCCUCUCUCCUUCCCCGGCAAGCAAGUCCGCUUCCUAUGGGACGCUCCCGGUAUGGCUGUCGGUCCCAACAACAGCUACACCACCUCUACCAGCGCAGGUGAACCCAAGUUUGUCGCUUGGGCCGCUCAGCUCAACUUGACCUACACCCCUCUGACCAUUACCGGACCCAACGAGGGUUACACCUACCAGCCCGCCGGCACUGUCUAUGAGGGUGGACAAGGCAUCGUCAACGAUACCAUGUUUGUCGCGUUGACGGAUACGGAUAUGUUCCUUACUCCGUUCAACCUGUCGAUGAUUAACCCACAUGUGGUGGCUUUGGGUGUCUACCAGGCUGGAUAGAUGCGUUUGUAUAGAGUAAAAGAGGAUGAUGAUGAUGUAUAUAUGUAUGAAUGUGCACGACUAUGGUGUAUUUUGUACACAUGACAACAUGAGGUAGUGGGACGAAAAUUAUGAAAUUAGAGUUAAUAAUUAGAGAUUUUCA